This is a messenger RNA of Alternaria arborescens, 990 nucleotides long. RefSeq lists its product as hypothetical. The record is from RefSeq and is a predicted model, not a curated record. The transcript has 5 exons. Gene Ontology annotation, molecular function: calcium ion binding. Lineage: Eukaryota; Fungi; Ascomycota; Dothideomycetes; Pleosporales; Pleosporaceae. Bases 1 to 990 code for a protein of 329 amino acids.
AUGGCGUACAACAAAGGCUUCAACCCGGACAGGCUGCCUAUGCAUGCAGAGCCUGAGCAGGCUGCUGCCAUGAUGUCGCAAAACGCACCUGCAGCCGCACGCCCACCGCGCACAAGUUCAGCGCGUCCGGACUACAACAAACCUCCCCCGCCCGUUCCCAGCGGCCAGAGAUACGACACCCGUCCAGAUGAGCGCUAUGGCGGCGGUGGGGGACGCGGCGCAGGAGGUGGUGGAUAUGAUAGCAGACCCCCACCAGGCGCAUACAGCGACACGCGCUACGACAGCCGGUACGACUCGAGACAGGACAACAGAAUGGCAGUCGGGUCGCCUCCACCCGCCAACUAUGGCCAUGGACCACCACCACAGGGAUAUCAUGGGAGGCCGCAGUUGGCGCAACAGUCGAGGCCGCCGCCCACGCCUGCGCCGCCAAGGGAUGCGAAUGACCGCGAGGCACUCUGGAGAUUGUUCGGCGCCGUCGACAAGGACAAGAGUGGUGAGCUCACAGAAGCUGAACUGCGGACUGCGCUCGUCAACGGAGAUUGGACACCUUUCGACCCACACACUGUCCGUAUGAUGAUUCGGAUGUUCGACACCAACAGAUCUGGAUCUGUCAACUUUGAUGAAUUCUGUGGACUAUGGGGCUUCCUCUCUGCCUGGCGCAGCCUCUUCGACCGUUUUGAUCAAGAUCACAGCGGUAGCAUAUCCUACGCCGAGUUUAAUGAGGCCCUCAUUGCCUUUGGAUACCGCCUUUCCCAGCAAUUUGUCGCCCUUCUGUACCGCACCUACGACCGUGAUGGUCGCAAUGCACUGAGCUUCGAUCUAUUUGUGCAAGCGUGCAUUAGUCUGAAGAGGAUGACGGAUGUGUUCAAGAAGUAUGACGAGGACCGCGAUGGUUAUAUCACACUGAGCUUCGAGGAGUUUCUCACAGGUGCGCAAGCUUUAUUCCUCUUCAACUCCAUUUCGGCCACCACUGAUACCGGACUCUACUAG